AUGGCUCAACUGACUACUAAACAACUUCAGUUGAAGCGCGUGAUCGAUCGCACGAUCGACAAUAUAAAGAAAAUCGGCAAGAACAAUUUGACGGCCGGGAAGGUCCGCUCACGGCUGACAAUCCUUAAGGACACUUGGUCGCAAUUCUUGGACGGGCACGCUCUCCUAACCAAGGCCACGCCGGAAGCAUCCCGAGGGACGAUGGACUACUUCCGCGACCAUUAUUGCGACGCUACCGAGGAGGUGUUCGAGGCGGCGCACGAUUUUCUAACCGAGUGCUUGGAGGAAUUGGAGCCUGUGAGUUCAUACGCCGCCGGUAAUUCUUCUCAGUCUCGUGCGCAUUCGGUAUCACUCCCACAUUUGCCUCCCAUCCGUUUGCCGCCAUUCGAAGGCCGCUAUGAAGAAUGGGAGCAAUUCCGAGAUCGGUUCACCGCGCUCAUAAUCAGUAAUCGCGAUUUAGACGAUUUCGCGCGGAUGCAUUAUUUAACUUCAUGCGUAAAAGGUCGUGCGCUCGAAUGUAUCGGGAAUAUUCCGGUUACCGCCGAUAAUUUUGGUACGGCGUGGCAGGCGUUACUCGCUCGAUAUGAGAACAAACGGCGGCUGAUCACCAAGCAUUUAUCCGCGUUGCUCAAUCUCAAAAUGAUUUCUCGUGAGUCUGUAUCCGAUUUGCAAGCACUCCACGAUGACGUGAAUAUCGCGGUAGCUUCUUUGCACACUUUAAAUCGCUCUCCGGCAGACCUCUGGAAUGAUAUUCUCGUGUAUAUUGUCAGUAACAAAUUGGAUCCGGUAACCAGGAAGGCCUGGAAUGUUCGGAUGAGUGAGAGUAGUGAUCCGCCGACGUUCGAAGCACUUAACUUAUUUCUUGCGAGUCGCACGCGUGCUCUCGAGGACUUCGCCGCCAACUCGUCGAGCGUUGCGGCGGCGGAGUCUUCUCCUGCGUCGCGAGUUCACGUUGCUGCUACAUCCACGCAUGCACUCGGCGGAUGCCCGAUAUGUAAGGGGCGCCAUUAUUUCAGUGCUUGCCCGACAUUUGUUCGCGGGAAUGUUUUCCGGCGACGUGACCUCGUGAAGCGGUAUCAACGAUGUUAUAACUGUCUGAGUCCGAAUCACGCGGUAAAUGAGUGCAGUAGUAAGCAUUCCUGUCGGGUUUGUCUGCAAAGGCAUCAUAGCCUGCUUCACGCUGGUGCGGAUUCGGGUGGAGAUCGACUGGUAGUGGAGCCGAAUCCGGGACUGUCAUCUCAGGCGGUCGAAGCGCCAUGCGCGGUGCAGUCCUUGCACGCUUCUUCUAUUGUUCAGUUAUUCUAUUGUUCAGUUAUUAAACAAGUACUGUUGGCGACAGCCUGGGUGAGGGUCAUCGGGUCGAGCGGCCGAACGGUCGUCGUUCGAGCUCUCCUGGAUCAGGGCUCACAAAUGACCUUUGUAUCCGAGAACUUGGCGCAAGUAUUGCAUGCGAAACGACGGCGCAUUUCCGUACAGGUGUCGGCCGUCGGCGGAGUUCAUGCAGGCACAGUUCGUUAUGCCACGGAUAUCUCUGUUUCGCCGCGUGACUCGAUGUCUCCCUCGUAUAACACUAGCGCCGCUAUAUUAGAGAAGCUUACGCAUUACGCGCCGAAAUACGUUGAAUCUCUUUCGGGUUAUCCACACCUGGUUGAUUUACCUUGGGCAGAUUCGAAUCCCACCAGUUCCGAUCCUAUUAACCUCAUCAUCGGCUGCGAUCUUUACAACGUCGUUACUCUCGCUGAACGUCGUGAAGGCCGUUUCGGUGAACCCACCGCGCAGAAUUCGAUUUUCGGAUGGUUCCUGUCGGGUCCAAUAGCUGCACCGGCGCAGCACGUUUUGUCGCCGGACGAUGCAGUUGAGGCGACAGAUGCAUUCAGUGUGUUCGUGCAUCACUGUUGCGACAUGUCCAUUCUCGCUAAAGAAAUUCAACAAUUUUGGGAAAUUGAGGAACUUCCCAAACACUCGGUUCUUAGCACCGAGGACAUUCAGUGCGAAGAUCAUUUCCGAUCCACGCACUCUCGCACAAUCGAGGGCCGAUAUGUCGUUCGUCUCCCGUUCAAAACGAGCCCUCCGCUCAUUAUGGGAGAUACAAGAGUCAGGGCGGCACGCCAGCUGGACUCGCUGACGCGUCGCUUGCAGGCUCACCCCGCGCAAUUUGCCGAAUAUUCUGCGUUUUUAGCGGAAUACGAGCAUCUUGGCCAUAUGCGCCGAGCGCCGGUCACUGCUGCGAGCAUCUCACGCGCUGUUUACAUACCGCAUCAUCCUGUUUACCGCUCAGACAGUAAAACAAGUCAUUUACGCGUCGUGUUUAACGCCUCAAGCCGCACGGCGACGGGUCGCAGUUUGAAUGAUAAUCUGCUUUCCGGGCCAAAGCUGCAAACAGAUCUACCCGCGGUCAUAUUACGGUGGCGAAUUCAUAAAUUCGUGUACAGCGCUGACAUUGCUAAAAUGUAUCGGCAAAUUUGGGUAGACGAGCGAGAUGUUGAUUAUCAGCGCAUUCUGUGGAAUACUGACCGCCGGACUGACUAUCAAUUGCUGACGGUUACCUACAGAAUGGCUUGCGCUCCCUUUUUGGCGCUGCGCGUACGUCGACAGCUCGAUGCGUUGCUCCAGUGUGGGGGUUUCCAACUUAGGAAGUGGGCAAGCAAUUCAUCGGAGCUUCUGGCUGACAUUGAUGCUCACGAGCAUGGCUUGGCAUGCACUAAGUCCUUGCAGGUUGACGAGAAAUUGAAGAUUUUGGGCAUCGGAUGGAAUCCGACACGAGAUAACUUCAAGGUGACGGUGUCUCUUGAAGGACGCGUUCCGAAAAGCAAACGGGCUAUUCUGGCGGCGAUUGCUAAAAUCUAUGACCCGCUCGGUUGGGUCACUCCGAUCACUAUUACCGCAAAAAUAUUUAUGCAGCUACUUUGGCGGGAAGGUCUUGCAUGGGAUGAAGCUGUCCCGGUUAAAUUACAGCAUCGCUGGCACCUCAUUUUUUCGCGCCUCUCCUGUCUCAAUGAUUUUCAAAUCCCGCGUUGGCUUGGGCUCGGCACGGACUCCCAACUAGUCGAGCUUCACGGUUUCGCCGAUGCCUCGAACGUGGCCUACGCGGCAGUCGUUUAUGCGAGGGUCGUAACAUAUGCUGGAGAAAUAAUUAUUUCAUUGCUAACGGGAAAGUCGAGAGUUGUUCCAUACUAG
Messenger RNA from Harpegnathos saltator (Jerdon's jumping ant), 3177 nucleotides. RefSeq lists its product as uncharacterized. The coding region runs from base 1 to 3177 and encodes 1058 amino acids. NCBI's taxonomy places the organism in Eukaryota, Metazoa, Arthropoda, Insecta, Hymenoptera, Formicidae. The transcript has 2 exons. The record is from RefSeq and is a predicted model, not a curated record.